This is a messenger RNA of Manduca sexta (tobacco hornworm), 2814 nucleotides long. RefSeq names its product serine hydrolase-like protein 2. The transcript has 7 exons. NCBI's taxonomy places the organism in Eukaryota, Metazoa, Arthropoda, Insecta, Lepidoptera, Sphingidae. The record is from RefSeq and is a predicted model, not a curated record. Bases 258 to 1178 code for a protein of 306 amino acids.
UAUCACAUAAUUUUGUAAACUGUACAGCCAUCACUAUUGUUUGACACUUCCUAAAUAUUAUUGUUUCAAUAUUUUUUAUUUUGUAUAUUAAAUUAUAGCAGCUACGAAGUUUAUGUUUAAUAAUCGUGCAUUAUAUAAAUUAAACUAUGUAAAUUCAUAAAAGCUACAAUAUUAUUUGAAAAAAAAAUAUAAUAACCUUAAUGCCACAAUCUGUGAUAAAUUUUAAAAUAUUAAGUUAACAAUAUUAAUAAUACAUUAUGAGUUUAUUAGAAAAUGAAUGGUAUAUAGAAGUACCCUGGGGCAGGAUGUGCGUGAUAGCAUGGGGCAGCAGCCAGGACCCGCCAGUGCUGCUGUGCCACGGCGCCGUGGAUUCCGGCGUCAGCUUCCGUCCUCUAGUCCAAUGUCUGCCCAGGAACUUUUAUUACAUAGGUAUAGACUUGCCAGGGAGCGGCAAGUCGGACCGCUACCCGCCUGGGCUGAUGUUCAGUGCUUGUGACCUGGUGUACUCGGUGGAAGCGGUCACCAAGCACUUCAGGUGGGAGACGUUCGUCUUCAUUGGGCACUCGUUGGGCGCCGCACUCGGUAAAAUGUACAAUGUCUCGUAUCCGGGCAAACUGUCUAAAUUAAUAGACUUGGAUCCAAUCAACUUCUAUGCAAUAGAGCCUGAAGACUUUCCCAAAUGGUACAAUUACUAUUUCAAAAACUUUUUCGAUAACUACGAGAAAUACAACAUGCUUAAAGGCUCUGCGCCCAUAAUAUCUAAAGAUGAGGCCUUAAGUUCGUUAAAGAAGAAACGCGGUUUGCCGGAUGAUUUGGCGCUAGCCACGUUAGAGAGGUGGUCCGAGCCCGCCGGGGAAGGGCUGAUACGAUACACGUACGAUCAACGCAUCCGACUCGUGCAAAUAACUCCGCUGUCGAUAAACCACAUCCGAAAAAUAUACACGGCGGUGUCGACCCCGAUGCUGGUCAUACUCGCCGACGAGUCUGUAUCUAAGGGUCUGUUCCGCAACACAUCGUUCCUUCAGGAGGAGGCGUCGUAUCCGGCGCGCAACUGCCGCGUGCGCACCGUCGCCGGCAACCAUGACGUGCACGUGAUCGCGCCGCACCGUCUCGCCCCACACGUCGCCGCUUUCCUCACCGGGGGGAUCGAGGCUCUCGACUCCAAGGCUAAGUUGUGAUGAUUAAGUGGAAAUAUAGUGAUGGAACAAGUCGACAUGGUACAGAAUUGUAUGUUAUUGUAUUCAAAAUAUAAACAGAUACUUAUUAUUUUUUACAAUAUGUUUUAAAAAAAAACGAAUUUUGUUAUGACAUAUAUGAACAAAAGAUAUCAAUAGAGUUGACUUGUCAAUGGUGACUGUAAAAAGUAUUUAUGUAAAGGGUUUGGCUUCCAAACCGAUAAGUGCCUGUACGUAAUAGAAGACCUGUGUCUCGCAGAGAUAACUCCAAACCAAAUAUACAUUCUAAUAGAUGAAAUGAAAAGCAAUAAAUCAAUGAUUUUUGUAAAAUAAAAUACAUUCUAUAUUGCAUUUGUACUUAUAUAUGUGAUGUUGAGAACAAGUAUAUUUGGGAAGUUACAAUAUUCACACAAAAUGAUGACUUAUGAAGUUUCUUUUUGUCAAGAGUAUAAAACACUUCCCCUAUUUUCUACAAAAGAAUGUAAUAAAACUAAACUUUGUUUUUAUAUUCUACAACAUUUUGAGCAAUGUUUUAGAUUCUAUGAAUUGAUAAUUUGUGAAUUUUCAUGUUGUAGUGAUGUAGUAAUUAAUACAUUUUUUUGAUAUUUCGUCUCUAAAAUGUGCUAUUUACCAUAGAAUUACAUAAAUGGUGCGUUAAAUGAAAUAUUUAAACAUUGUUGCAUUGAUUCAUUAAAAUCAGCCACAAUGAACACAAAAAAAAUCGUUUAUAGUUGCAAACUAUCAAUUUGGUGCAGAUGUCUUUUUAUAAAUAGUAUUAUGUUUUCUUUAGACAUACUUCGUUUAAUCUGUGCCUGCCUCAGUGGCGUAAUUGUAAUACUGUACGGCUGCAGUACUGGGGUCUCUGGUUUUUCUACUCAUUAUCAGCUCGGAGUCUGAAAAUUGUACACGAUACGGCGAAAUGCUCCACUUGAGAAUGUGUACUUCAUUUAAAAUUCAUAAGACAAAGCUGUAAUAACCUGUAAGUAUAAUCAAUCCUAAAUUAAUAUAUAUGUCGACGAGAAAAUGUUCCAUAUACCGUGUAAUUCAUACUUUAGUCUGUAUCCGCGUAUACAUUAUUUUAGGGUUGACUGUACAUAAUAAUGUUAUGAUACAGGGGCGAUUAUACCGCAGUGACAUUUAAUUUCCAUUAUUAAUGCAGAUUAUUUAUUUAAUCGGGCGCCUUUAUGCGAACAAUCUACUAUUAAAUUAAAUUUUAUAGAACAAUUUUUUUACUCUAAAAAGUGUGACCUACGUUAUCGUUUAUAAAUAUGAUUACUGCCCGUUUCUCUAGUCUACAAUCCAUAUUUAAUAAAUUAAAAAUAUUCAACAAUAUAAAAGUCACAAAGUUUAAUUAAUUAUGCUAUGUGAUCUAUUUGUGAUCUAAACAGGUAUACAAUUGUUUUUUUAAUAUCAUCAAAAGCAGGUGUGUUUUGUCGUUAAAAAUUAUUGUUUUAAAUUUUUUUUUGUAACCCAUGCCUAAUUUAAUCAUUUGAACUUUAUGAAAUAUGGUGAUGGUGCAAUAAAUAUUUGUUGUUAUUCUGUUCUUUAGCUCGGAAUAUUUAUGAAAUAUGAUGGGUAUUUUUGUUGUGAUGUGUAAAGAUAUUUGGGUGACAGUGAAUAAAGAAUGUUAUGGAUAUUA